CCCGCAUUCUGCAGAAUAAACACAGCGAGUCGAACCGAGGUAACGGGGAUGAAAGGAUUUCUUCGACUGUGUCGGGAAAGGAUUAUGCCAGAUAACACGACGCACCAAAGCAUCGAACGAUCAAGCAGAUCUUCGGACAUUCAUUUACAGAUGCCACGCCGCGGUGCAACCAUAUCGGCUGGAUUGAUCCAUCUGCUCGUUCUAGCUGCCCUGUUCGCCCUUGGCACGGCCGCGAUCUGUCCAAACGGGUGCAUCUGCGACGACGACAACCUCGUGGUGUCCUGCAUAGGCGCCAAUCUGGACGUCAUACCGAUCGCCCUGAACCCGAGUAUCCAGCGGAUAGUGUUGAAGGAGAAUCGGAUAAAGAUAGUGGACGCGGCAGCGUUUCAGUUCUACGGGGAUCUGAAGAACGUCGAUCUAUCGAGCAAUCACCUAUUCACCAUUCCCAACGGGAGUUUCGACGCGCAAAAGCAACUGGUGGAGCUUCAUCUCAGACACAACAAGAUCUCGGCAUUGACCGAGAAGACGUUUCAAGGUCUAAAGUCUUUGACGGUGCUCAAUCUGCGGGACAACUACUUGGAGAGCCUAAAGAACGGUCUGUUUGCCUCGUUGUCGAAAUUGGAGGAACUAGAUCUUGGGAAGAAUCGUAUAUCGAAAGUGGAGCCGGGCGCUUUUCAAAAACUGGGAACGCUCCGAGUCUUGCAUCUCGAUGAUAAUCAAUUGAGAACCAUACCGUCGCCGGCACUGGCGCCGUUGAACGCCUUGGCCGAGUUGCAUAUAGGUUGGAACGCGUUCUCCUCGCUUCCGGACGACGCGUUCAAAGGUCUGGAGCAGUUAACCGUGCUGGACAUCACCGGCGCUGGUUUAGACGACAUCAGCGACGGCGCUUUCCGCGGUUUGAACGCUCUACGUACGUUGGAACUGGACGGGAACAAGUUGCGAGAAGUGCCGACGAAACAGUUGGCCGUUCUGCCUCGCCUCGAGGAACUCACCUUGGGUCAGAACUUCUUCACCACUUUGAGAUCGGGGGCGUUUCAAGGCCUGUCCAAGUUGAAAAAGUUAGAUAUAUCCGCGGCGAAAUUGUUAACUACCGUCGAGCGUGGAGCAUUCUCGGACAACGCCAAUUUAGAAACGCUGGUGUUGAACAGUAAUAAACGGCUGACUACGAUGGAGGACGGUUCCCUGGCCGGUUUGCCUAACUUGAGGCACUUAAUGCUGCGUGACAACGCGUUCACCGGAUUCUCCGAGUCUCUGGUGGCCUGGAACGAGCUACGUCGGCUGGACUUGAGCGAGAAUCCCUUGGUCUGCGAUUGCAGUCUGCUCUGGCUAGCCGAGGUUCUUGUCCCGAGGAACUCCAGUCCGGUGUUGUGCGCGGAGCCGCAGGAAUCGAAAGGAAAACCUAUCAAAGGUAUGACACCUGACGAGCUAGGCUGCGCCUUUUCCGAUCCCCGGAAGCAAGCGCUGCUAGCGACUCUCUGCGCUGCCGGUCUUGCAUUGCUCACGGGACUGGCUGUGAUCCUCUACUACAGAUGUCGUAGACACGUGAGGGAUGCCCUCAAGGACUACAAAUGGAAGAAUCGCGCGAUCUCUCGCAAGGAGCACGAGUAUCAAAAGACCUUCUCCGACGACGAGUACAUCGUCAGAUCCGCCCACCCCCACCAUCACCAUCAUCAUCAACCUCAGUCGCAGCAGAUCCCCUCUCACCAUCAUCAUCAUCAUCUUCAACAGCAGCAACUGCAGCAGCAGCAGCAGCAGCAGCAGCAGCAACAACACUCGCAGAUAGCGGCGGGCAUUAAGCCUAUACCUGUGACGGAACUGUAG
This is a messenger RNA of Frieseomelitta varia, 1821 nucleotides long. RefSeq names its product leucine-rich repeat-containing protein 4C-like. Gene Ontology annotation, molecular function: protein binding. The coding region runs from base 49 to 1821 and encodes 590 amino acids. The record is from RefSeq and is a predicted model, not a curated record. NCBI's taxonomy places the organism in Eukaryota, Metazoa, Arthropoda, Insecta, Hymenoptera, Apidae. The transcript has 3 exons.